Ceratosolen solmsi marchali is the source of this 1318-nucleotide messenger RNA. Its product is annotated as F-box only protein 32. The coding region runs from base 104 to 1144 and encodes 346 amino acids. NCBI's taxonomy places the organism in Eukaryota, Metazoa, Arthropoda, Insecta, Hymenoptera, Agaonidae. Gene Ontology annotation, cellular component: SCF ubiquitin ligase complex; nucleus; cytoplasm. The transcript is spliced from 7 exons. Gene Ontology annotation, biological process: protein ubiquitination. Gene Ontology annotation, molecular function: protein binding. The record is from RefSeq and is a predicted model, not a curated record.
ACCCCCCCAAAUACACGCGUACCUACCUAUACUUACAGUAGCACGUACGAGCGCGGCACGGGCACAUACCAUUACGUACUGUGGACGUACGCAGAGGUGGAAAAUGCCAUUUAUAUCGAAGGACUGGAGGAGCCCCGGCGAGGAAUGGGUGAAGACCGUCGAGGGCUGGGAGAAGAAAAAGAUCCUCGAGUGCGCCAACAACAAGACGCUCUCGCUGUUGCUACGAACGGAAGUUAAUGGGGACAAAAGGGAAAAAGAGAAGGAGAAAGAGAAGAAAAAAGAAGAUGCCGUCCAGCCACACUGUCACAUCACACUGAAGUGCACCCGCGAGAUCGCAGGAUUCAACGGCUUGAGCGACGCCCUGAAGAGGCUCGACUUUUUAUCGGCGGUGCACGACUGCCGGCGCUUUAAUUACAUCGUGCGUCUCCUCGAUCUGCUGGUGAGCCACCGAAUGGGAGGAUUGAGCGGCUGCGCUCAGCGAGUGCUUUUCAACAUGCUCGAGGAGGUCGCACUAGAAGUGUCCUUAUCGCAGCAACAAACAGGUAGACUACGUAGACUUAUCGAAAGGGUUCGAGCUUUCAGUGCAGGUUGCUGUUGGGGUGGAAGACCAUUGGGUUCGGUUAUUUUGUGGGAGAAGCAUAAAGCUGCUUUAGACAGAAUAUUACAGAUAGCAUCUUCAAUUACCAUCACUCAGCCUGAUGAGGAGCAGCAGCCCCAGUGGUCAGACCUGCCGGCAGAGUGUCGCCGUGAGGUCCUGCUACGACUGAGCGAUCCCCGGGAUAUCGAGGCUUCAUCGGAAGCCUGCGAGCACCUUGCCGUCCUCGCCCAGGAGCAGAGAAUCUGGCGCGAACUCGCCCAAUACCACUUCACGCCCCAGCAGAUCGCUACCGCGCGGCAGAACAAUCCCGAAAAAGACUGGAAAACCAUAUUUACCAUUGCCCGGAGGUCUUACGGGCUGAGAGAGGAGUACGCGGAAAUGAUUCAGCUAUGCCGAAACUGCCGCUGCCUGUUCUGGCGGUCGCUCGGGCACCCGUGCAUCGCCGACCAGGAUCCGGCCUUCCAGGAGAAGCUCGCUGACGUCGAUCGGGCCUCGCUCCACGUGCCGAUCCCUCCCCAGACCUUCCUUAAGUUCUUCUCCCUGUGAAUGAGGAGCGCGUCGAUGCGCAGUUCGAUGCGCAGCUGUGACGAGAAGCGGCUUGAUUUAACGAAGAUGGAAGCGAAGAAAAAUUAUGAUACUUACGAUUUAGAGCAAAUAUUUAUGGGAAUGGGAGUGUGAACGAGUCGAUCGAGAGAUUAUGCAUUGUAAUGCAUUAUUUCA